CAUAAAAUUAUACACACUUUCACAGUAAUGGCAUAACUAUUGCUACUAAUUUGUCUUGUGUGAUUAAAAACGAAAAGUAUAUAAAAACGUGGUAUCAAUUAUGGAGCUUCAAAUCAAAUCAUUAGACAAUCUACUAAAAAAUGCGUUGCAACCAGGUGAACAACUGAAAAGUUACAGCACCAAAAAUCUCACAUCAGCUGGUGAUAAUUACGGCAGUAUAAUGCUUUCAAUAACACUAAAUAUACACAAUACAUCAACCAAAGAAAACUACGAAAAGCAUUUGGUCGGUAAGAUGCCGUUGGUUAAUGAAUUUUUCCGAAAUAUUUUCAAAGUUGAUCUGACUUUUAAAAAAGAGGCUCUUAUAUACAGGGACGUACUUCCAUUUUUCAAUAAAUUCUACAAAAACCGUACAUCAACCGAGUUGGAUAUGUUUCCAAAAUAUCUGGGUGGACAGUUGAACUACGACAAAUCAACUGAUAGGAUUCAUAACGACAGUAUAAUUUUCUUGGAAGAUUUAAAAAUUAAAGGAUACAAGACGUUAGAUAGAUUUAAAGGUUUUGAUGAAAACACAGCAAAAAUCGUUAUUCAAGCCUUGGCCACCCUGCACGCCACCACCAUAGCAAUUAAAUUAGAUGACAUUUGGUUAUUUCACAAACUGUUCCUCUCGAACCUCGAAUACGUAUCGGCAUUUGACGGAGGAAUAGAAAUAAAUAAUAUGAUAAAUAUUUCCUUGAAACACGCUACAGCUAACCCUAAAUGUAAAGCAGUAGAAUCGAAGAUAAAAGAAGUGUUAACAAAAGGGCUUCAAAAUUUAAAUUCGGCCAUAAAGUGUAAAGAACCUUUUGGCACAUUUUCACACAAUGAUCUGUGGUUAAAUAAUGUUAUGGUAAAAAACGAUGGUACAAACAUAAAAUGCAAAUUACUGGACUUUCAGCUGUCUUCGUACGAUUCUGUAGGCAAAGAUCUUAUCUUCUUCCUGUUUACCAGCUUAGAAUCGACGGUCCUUAAGAACAGUUUCGAUGAUCUGAUCCGAUAUUACUUUGAUGAGUUUACUCAAACACUAAACAUAUUGAAUGUGGAUACGAGAAAGUUUACUUGGAACGCGUUUUUAGACGAAGUUAAGGAUUCCGCAAUAUCUACAGAACUGACACAUCUGUUUGCAAUGUUAUUGCCAAUAUUUUCCACACCUGAUAAAAGUGAAUCAAUUGACGUCCUCGAAGAAGGAACAUUGCCGAAUGAAGAUGAUGUUUCUGAUGAACACAAGCAAAGGGCUGUUGAUAUUGCGUUGAUCUAUAUCGAAAAGGGAUGGAUUUGAGUUAUGAAUAGUGAAAUUAUUUUGUAAAACACGUAUAUAACCUAUUUAAAAUAUAUAAUUUUAUCAUUUG
Molecule: messenger RNA, 1385 nt
Organism: Agrilus planipennis (emerald ash borer)
Lineage: Eukaryota; Metazoa; Arthropoda; Insecta; Coleoptera; Buprestidae
Exons: 2
Coding region: 101-1315 (404 amino acids)
Source: RefSeq, a predicted model, not a curated record